AUGACUGUUUAUAUUUGUCCAGAAACUGGAGAUGAUGGUAAUGAUGGUAGCGAGCUGAAACCUUUAAGGACGCUUUAUCAGGCGAUGAUAAUUACUAAGUCUUCCAAAGGUGACUUCUUAAUAAGGACAAAGAAAGAUGGAAAACAAGUAUGGGAAGCUGCUUCAAAGACGGCAUUGAAGAAAAGUUGGAAACGUUACGAGCAAGAAAUGUUGAAGAAUGAAAAAGUUGCUGCAAAGAUGUUAGAGAAGGAUGCGACAGAAGUGGGAGUAAAAGCAGCCCUUGAAGAAGCCAAAAAAGUGCAAAUAGAACUGGACACGAGUCUGUCAUAUAUCACUGGUGUGAAGAUUCGUGAUCUAGUUAAGCACCGUAAUGAACGUGUUUGCAUCAAAGGAUGGAUUCAUAGAAUGCGUCGACAAGGAAAGUCACUGAUGUUUUUCAUCCUUCGAGAUGGGACUGGUUUCCUUCAAGUACUACUCAUGGAUAAAUUGUGCCAGACGUAUGACGCUCUCACUGUGAAUACUGAAUGCACGGUUGAGAUAUACGGCGCAAUAAAGGAAGUUCCGGAAGGUAAAGAGGCACCGAACGGGCACGAGUUAAUAGCUGAUUUUUGGAAAAUAAUAGGAAAUGCACCUUCUGGAGGCAUUGAUAAUGUGUUAAACGAAGAAGCAAGUGUCGACAAAAUGUUGGACAAUAGACAUUUGGUUAUUCGAGGUGAAAAUGCUGCUGCAUUGCUACGUUUGAGAGCAGCUGCUACUCGAGCAAUGCGGGAACAUUUCUAUAAUGCUGGCUAUGUGGAAGUUGCACCACCGACUUUAGUGCAAACGCAGGUAGAAGGUGGAUCAACGUUAUUUAAUCUGGACUAUUUUGGUGAGCAAUCUUUUCUUACGCAGUCAUCACAGCUCUAUCUAGAAACUUGCAUUCCCACUCUUGGUGAUGUCUUCUGCAUUGCUCAGUCUUACAGGGCGGAAAAAUCUCGCACUCGUCGACACUUGGCGGAAUAUGCACAUGUUGAAGCCGAGUGUCCUUUCAUAACGCUGGAUGAUUUGAUGGAGAAAAUUGAAGAACUCGUUUGCGACACAGUGGAUCGACUUUUAGCUGACGAGGAGGCAAAAAAAUUAUUGGAACACAUUAAUCCGAAAUUUCAACCGCCAGAAAGACCAUUUUUAAGAAUGGAAUACAAGGAUGCUAUUAAAUGGUUGCAAGAACACAAUGUUGAGAAUGAAUUUGGUAAUACUUUUACUUAUGGGGAAGAUAUUGCUGAAGCAGCGGAACGUUUCAUGACUGAUACCAUCAAUAAGCCUAUUCUACUGAAUCGUUUCCCGAGCGAAAUUAAGGCAUUUUAUAUGCAGAGGGAUGCAAAGGAUAAUACCUUAACAGAAUCUGUUGAUCUUCUUAUGCCUGGCGUUGGCGAAAUUGUUGGUGGCAGUAUGAGAAUUUGGAAGUUCGAUGAACUAUCGAAAGCUUUUAAAAAUGUGGAAAUUGACCCGAAACCGUAUUACUGGUACUUGGAUCAACGUUUAUAUGGCACCUGUCCUCAUGGUGGCUAUGGACUUGGCUUGGAACGUUUUAUUUGUUGGUUAACAAACACCAAUCAUAUUCGCGAUGUGUGUCUUUACCCACGCUUUGUUGGUCGAUGUGUCCCAUAA
Messenger RNA from Brugia malayi, 1647 nucleotides. RefSeq names its product Asparaginyl-tRNA synthetase, cytoplasmic, putative (gene Bma-nars-1.1). Bases 1 to 1647 code for a protein of 548 amino acids. Gene Ontology annotation, cellular component: cytoplasm. Gene Ontology annotation, biological process: asparaginyl-tRNA aminoacylation. Gene Ontology annotation, molecular function: asparagine-tRNA ligase activity; nucleic acid binding; ATP binding. Lineage: Eukaryota; Metazoa; Nematoda; Chromadorea; Rhabditida; Onchocercidae. The transcript has 11 exons. The record is from RefSeq and is a predicted model, not a curated record.